UUUCACCGUCUAGCACCGUCUGCAAACCUUGCAGCACCUCUUUGGUUCAAGUUGAAGGCGACGGAAUCUUAUUUUUAGCCAGUAGGCCAUAGCUAAGGUGUCGGCAGUGUCUGGUGCUCUUUCAUAUAUUUUUGGCGGCUAAAAAGUACACUUAUAUCUAUCACAAUGCCCAUCAUUCGACUGGAAUCAUCUGAUAAAGAAAUUUUCGACACGGACCAGGAGAUCGCCAAAUGCUCGGAGACCAUCAAGACUGCUCUCGAAGAUCUGGGCGAUGAGAGCGACAAUAGCGUGCUGCCCUUGCCGAAUGUCAACUCGCUAAUUUUGAAGAAGGUGCUCCAUUGGGCCACCUACCACAAGGACGACGCCGAAUUGGCCGAAGAAGACGAGAACAAGGAGAAGCGCACCGAUGACAUUUCGUCAUGGGAUGCGGACUUUUUGAAAGUGGACCAGGGUACCUUGUUCGAGUUGAUUUUGGCUGCCAAUUAUCUGAACAUUCAGGGAUUGCUGGAUGUGACGUGCAAAACAGUCGCCAAUAUGAUCAAGGGGGGAAAGUCUCCCCAAGACAUCCGGGACACAUUUGGUAUAACUAACGACUUCUCGCCAUCUGAGGAGGAGCAGGUGCGUAAAGAGAACGAGUGGUGCGAGGAUAAGUGAAGCCAACGCAAUCCGGAGCCAUUGGCAUGCCCAAGUGAGCAAAUAUGUGUUCCAGACAUUUCAGGCGCAGAGAUGAGUAGAUUUCGAUCGAUUAAUCCAAUGUCGUGCAGGGGGGUGUUUAUAUAUUUCCGCAAAAAUAAUGAAACUGAAGGAAUUUUAGCGCAGUUGA
Messenger RNA from Drosophila persimilis, 823 nucleotides. RefSeq names its product S-phase kinase-associated protein 1. The transcript has 3 exons. The record is from RefSeq and is a predicted model, not a curated record. Bases 166 to 654 code for a protein of 162 amino acids. Gene Ontology annotation, cellular component: nucleus; cytoplasm. Gene Ontology annotation, biological process: SCF-dependent proteasomal ubiquitin-dependent protein catabolic process. Lineage: Eukaryota; Metazoa; Arthropoda; Insecta; Diptera; Drosophilidae. Gene Ontology annotation, molecular function: cullin family protein binding.